AUGACGUUACCGCUGCUUGAUGAAAUUGACGAUCAAGUUUUUUCAACGGAAAUGAAACGAUCUGAUCAAUUACGUGAAUCAUUUUCAUCUGAUACAGAAAUACGAAGAAGAAAUAUGAAAAUAAAACGUGAACCAGGACAUCGUAUAUUCGUUAAUCGAAGUUUACAAUUAGAUCGUAUAAAAUUUUAUGGUUUUGACAUGGAUUAUACAUUAGCAUUGUAUAAAUCCCCCCAAUUUGAAGAAUUAACAUUUCAGCAUGUACUUGAAUCAUUAAUUGAACUUGGUUAUCCUGAACAAAUUCGUGAAUUUGUUUAUGAUAGAACAUUUCCAUUAAGAGGUCUUUGGUAUGAUAAGUUAUAUGGAAAUUUACUUAAAGUUGAUGCUUAUGGAAAUAUUCUUACUGUAGUUCAUGGUUUUAAAUUUCUUUCUGGAGAUCGUACAGCUGUUAUAUAUGGACAAAAUAUCCUUACAUUUCGUGCUAUAUUUAAUGACGUUCGUAAUUCAAUUGAUCGCGUUCAUCAUACAGGUAAACUCAAAGAAAUCGUUUGUGAAAAUAUUGAAGAAUAUAUUUACAAAGAUGAACAAUUACCAGUAUUAUUAGAUCGUAUUCGUUCUCAUAAUGCUAAAACAUUUUUAUUAACUAAUAGUGAAUAUUGGUAUACAGAUAAAUUAAUGACAUAUUUAUUAACGGAUAAAUCUGAUGAUUCAAAAACAAUAAAACGAGAUUGGAAAUCAUAUUUUAAUCUUAUACUUGUUGAUGCACAAAAACCAUUAUUUUUUGCUGAAGGUACAACAUUAAGAAUAAUAGAUCCACAAACCAGAAGUAUGAAAUUGGGUUCAUAUUCUGGACAAUUACAAGAAAAUGAAGUUUAUAGUGGAGGUUCUUGUGAAGUUGUUUCGAAAUUAAUUGGUUCAAUGGGUAAAGAUGUUUUAUAUGUUGGUGAUCAUAUAUUUGGUGACAUAAUUAAAUCAAAAAAACAAAAAGCAUGGAGAACAAUGCUUGUUGUACCAGAAUUAAAUCAUGAAUUAAAAGUUUUUCAUGAUAAAAGAGAUUUAUUUAAUACAUUAGAAUCAUUAGAUACAUCAAUUAGUGAAUUACUUCGGUCAUUUGAUAUGACAUCGGUUCAUAGACCUGAUGCUGUUACAAAAAUAAAACAAAAAAUACAAGAAUGUACUCAUGAACUUGAUAUGAAUUUUGGUCUUUUGGGUUCUCUAUUUCGAACAGGUUCUCGACAAACGCAUUUUGCUUCACAAGUUACAAGAUUUGCCGAUAUUUAUGCUUCUUCAGUUGUGAAUCUGGUUUAUUAUCCAUUUUUCUAUUUUUUUCGUGCUGUUCCACAAUUAAUGCCUCAUGAAUCAACUGUUGAUCCAGAAGAACCAAUGCAUGUUAAAUCAUGGGGCGAUGAAAAAUCUCUAAUGGAUGCACACGAUCGUCGUCGUUCAACAUAUAGUCAAAUUCCAGCUAUAUCACCGCAUUUGAGUCAUUCAUUAUCAAUUCAAACACAUCCUGAUUUACCAUUGCACGUAACUCAUGAUCAUGAUGAUGAUGGUGAUCCAGAUGAUGAUAUAUCACUACUUGAAUCUCGUGGUGUAAUUGACUAUCGAUCACGAAUAACAUAUACACCACCAAAACGAAAAGUGGAAGACUCAUUAAAUGGAGACGAUAAAAAUAAGGAAGAAAAUCAAUAA
Messenger RNA from Rotaria sp. Silwood2, 1689 nucleotides. The record is from the annotation of a GenBank genome assembly. Lineage: Eukaryota; Metazoa; Rotifera; Eurotatoria; Philodinida; Philodinidae.